GGGGCCUCGCCAUCUCUUCCCUGCUCUGCGACAUCCUCACCCCCCUUAACCCACGUCAUCUUCUCCGUCACCGUCGGACUGGAGCCAUGAUCGUCGGGGUUUAAAAUUGGUCAACUCUCGUCGACGGAAGCCCGCCUGCCACUUUGCGCCGUCAGCUGUCACCCUCUUUGCUCUUCUUCGUUCCUGGUGGUCUCACCCCUCCCUCUUCGUCCCACCUGUCACCAUGUCUCGGCCAGAGUUCAAUGAUUCCCCCUUGCCGAAAGACUCCCACCAGUACGAUCCGGUCAUGCAAUCGGAGCCCGAGCCGGACUCGCCCGUCGUUUCCUCCUCCCCCAUCCGCCAUCGUACCCUCCGGCAGAGAAUCUCUGCCGCCGUCGCCAAGUCUGGUUCCAAACCGUUGCUAUGCUUUCUGCCUCUAGGCCUUGUGGCGGACGCGCUACACUGGAACCCUGUCCUGGUCUCCAUCUACAACUUCCUCGCCGUCAUUCCCCUCUCCGUCAUAGUUUCUGAUUGCUCCGAUGAGCUGUCCGACUCGCUAGGCCAGCUCAUGGGGGGCUUGAUCAAUGCGACCUUUGGUAACUGUGUCGAGCUGUCGACCGGCAUCUUGGCCCUUAUUCGUGGCGAAAUAUACUUUGCGCAAUCUGUCAUGAUUGGAAGCAUUUUGUCCGAUCUCCUUCUCAUCCUUGGUUGCUGUCUCGUUGCCGCCUCAUACAACACCUUCAUCCUCCAUUUCAACAAACCUGUCACCGGCGCGCUCGCCUCAUUGAUGGUGGUCACCUCGGUUGGACUGAUUCUGCCUUCAGUCUUGUAUUCCACUUUCCCAUUCGACCUUGGGGACCAGAUCGUAGCGUUUUCACGUGGCACAUCUGCCGUUCUAUUGGCGCUCUAUGGUGGGUAUCUCUAUUUUCAGCUGGGUACCCAUAGCCACCUCUUCCUCCAAGGGGAGACCGAGAGCAACUCGUCGCGGGAGUCACAGCGCAGCAUUAACUGGCUCACGACAACCCUGAUUCUAUCUUCGUUAGCCAUAGUUGUUUGCACGAAGAACAUCAUGGACAGCAUUCCCGCAACUGCUGCAAACCUAAAUCUCUCGAAGACAUUCAUUGCGACUAUUCUCAUUCCCAUAAUUAGCAACAGCUGUGAAGGGGCAGUGGUCAUUACUGCCUGUGGUGGUGGUGGCGAUGUCAACUUCGCCAUCAGUAUGAUCGUGAGCAGUAUCCUACAGAUUGGAUUGUUUGCCAUUCCCUUCCUAGUCAUGCUGGGUUGGUUCAUAGGUACACCGAUGACGCUAUAUUUCGAAACUUUCCACACCGUGGUUCUAUUCUUCUCCGUGCUGCUGGUGAACUGCAUUCUGCAGGAUGGGAAGUACACCUAUAUUCACGGGAGUAUGUUGGUCGCUAUGUAUGCGAUUUUGACGCUUGCUUUCUACGUUCGGUAGACGACUGCCUUAACAUCAUAAUCUUAUCAUCUAAGUAGUUGGGAUUGCUGAUUUAUCUUGGAGCACGGACUUUCGGACACAUUGGCCAGCGUUAUAUAUAUACACAUAUACAUAUAUCAUGUUGAUAAUGCAUAGGACUCAAUAUCAUGUGCUUACGACCGCGACGUCCUUAAUCGUGCUCACGCUGGGACACACAUAGAAGGCGACUCCCGUGAUGAUGUAC
Messenger RNA from Aspergillus neoniger CBS 115656, 1658 nucleotides. Its product is annotated as vacuolar calcium ion transporter. The record is from RefSeq and is a predicted model, not a curated record. Bases 224 to 1435 code for a protein of 403 amino acids. Gene Ontology annotation, cellular component: fungal-type vacuole membrane. The transcript is spliced from 3 exons. Lineage: Eukaryota; Fungi; Ascomycota; Eurotiomycetes; Eurotiales; Aspergillaceae. Gene Ontology annotation, biological process: intracellular calcium ion homeostasis; calcium ion transmembrane transport. Gene Ontology annotation, molecular function: calcium:proton antiporter activity.